Messenger RNA from Portunus trituberculatus (swimming crab), 4451 nucleotides. RefSeq names its product whirlin-like. The coding region runs from base 396 to 3827 and encodes 1143 amino acids. Lineage: Eukaryota; Metazoa; Arthropoda; Malacostraca; Decapoda; Portunidae. Gene Ontology annotation, biological process: rhabdomere development. Gene Ontology annotation, molecular function: protein binding. Gene Ontology annotation, cellular component: plasma membrane; stereocilia ankle link complex; stereocilium tip. The record is from RefSeq and is a predicted model, not a curated record. The transcript has 17 exons.
AGGCGAUUAGUGUACCUGUGGCUGUGCUGGAGGAAGGGGCGUGUGUGUACGUGUGCCUCAGGUGUGUUGGGUGAUCUCUACGCCCCACGCCUGCACCCGUGCCAGCCCAGGAGUGCCACAGGGCGGGAGUGUUGGGAGGUGCCGCGGGUGUUUCCAGUGCCAAGAGUGCCCAGCGUGUGUUUACCUGCCAGAUUACACAGAUUGACGAAACUUAAACUUCUUCGUCAUAAGGUGAGAUCCCCAGCGCGUGACGGCGUGAGUGGGUCAAGUGGAACAGGUGACUUAGGAUCGGAAUCUCUUUAAAGGGAUCGAGUUCGCUAUAGUAGGAUUACGCCUUGGAUUUAAUAGGAUCGGGACAGAUGGUGUGACCCAAGUGCCGCACAAAUUAGGGAGACAUGCGUGACGGGGGACCUACAGCCGCGGCGCCCUUGGAGGCAGCCCACGGCCCGCCCUUUAGACCCAAGACCCCGUUGGGCUCCACCUCCUCAUGCUCCUCCAGCGUGGCGGGAGGCGGGCGCGUGCGAGCAGUGAGGAUGGUACGGCGGAAGGGCGAGACGUACGGAUUCAGUCUAAGGGGCGGCAAGGAACAUGGCACUGGCUUCUUCAUCUCCCACGUUGAGCCUGGAUCCGAAGCCUUCCUGCAGGGCCUGAGGGCUGGUGAUCAAGUGGUCCGCGUGAACAAUAUGGCGGUGGACCAGGCGGUGCAUAGGGAGGUGACGGCCAUGGUGCAGAGCAAGGCAUCGGUUCUCAUGCACAUCAGGAGCACCGGCAUCAUCCCCCUGAAGGAGCACCGCGGUGAUCCCCUUACCUGGCUUGUGGUGGACGAUGAUGAGGAGCUGUCAGAUCACGGUACAGACUCCUACAGUGGCCCAUCCAUGGAGGCCACACCCCCGCCACACCACCGCACCCACCACCACCCAGCUGGCUAUGCACGGGUCUACCUGUCCUGCAGUGGCAAAGUGGGCCUAGGCUGCAGCAUCUGUAAGGGCCCCCCAGAGAAGCCAGGCAUCUUUGUGCAGAGUGUGAAGGUUGGCGGGGUGGCAAGGAGUGCUGGGCUGCGGCCAGGGGACCAAGUUAUUGCCUGCAAUGAUGUCAGCUUUGCACAUCUGGAGUUUGCUGAGGCUGUGUAUGUGCUCAAGUCCUCCCCCCGCCUGGUGCUCGAUGUCCUGCAUGGUGCUGGGAUGGACCUGGUGGCUGGAGAGUCCUCUGGCUACAACUCCUCUGCCUCCUCUGUUGCGGGUGACCAGACACCGCCCUCCUCCUCAUCAGACCCUCACGACUCUGACCACAGUGUUGCCAGCAGACUGAGCGCUGUGAGCCGCCACCUGACCCUGGACCGCUCCCGUGGCUGGCAGGAGAUUGAGGACGAGUGGGCCGAGGCUGAGGCAGCAGACAAGAGGAAACAGCUGCAGUUCUCCCAGAAGAUACUGAAGACAAGGGCACAGCGUGAUGCCAACCAUCGCCUCAGCAACAUUGCCAGCAGAUCUUUGAGCAGCCUGAGUGCUGCCCUGAGGGAGGAGGAGUACGAAGAGCAGCGAACAGCCUUCAGGGAUGCCAAACCUUCCCCAGUCCAGCCAGCCUGCCACCUUCCUUCACACUCGACCCUCAAGUCAACACUCAGGAGCUCCCGGUCCACUGACGACCUCUCUGAAGACACCAGUCACAAAAUAGCUCUCCUGACCUCAGCUGACCCUCACGUGAACAAUAUAGUGGUGACAGGCGGCCCCAAGGAUGAAAGGGAUGCUGUGUUCCGCCUGGAGCAGCUGUCCUGCACCUCGGCCAGCAGGACUUCAACACUGAGCAGCGGCACAUCUCAGGUGACAGUACGGUCAUCUUCUGGUAGUGGUGGCUGUCCCUCACCAGGGAAGGCUCCACCACCACCACCUCCCCAGUCCUCAGAGUACCUGGUGGAGCAGCAGCUGCAGGAGCUGCGACGGGAACAGAAGCGGCUGCAAGAGGAAGCAAGCAGGCUGGCAGAGGAGAGGCGCAGGUUUGAGGAGGAAAAACGGCGAGGAGUAGAAAGAACCCAGAGUGCUCCACUGUCUCCCCUGGUGAUCAGCUGCCUGGGUCAGACCCUCCCCCCUGGCUUCCAGUCUCCCCCAAGCCCCACCUCCUCCAUUUCUAGUGGCCGCCAUACCACCCGGGUACUCAUCAAAUCUCCACCCCCUCCCCCACCACCUCGCAGAAACACCACAACACUCUCUGCCCAACACAGCCCCUUCCAGUCCAACCAGGUGUCCCCUCCAGCCUCCCCAGCCCACAGCAGCAGCAGCAGCAGUGGCCUGGGGUCUUCCUGUGGCUCGGGUGCUCCCCCCCGCCGCUGCAAGAGCAUUGGAUCAAUCUCUGCCAGUAGUGGUGAGAGUAACGUGUGGGAAGAUCCCCCCGUUACUCCCCAGGGCCUGCCACUCGCUGCCAGUCCUAUGUACCGCCCCAGCGUGCCACCCCCGACCCCACCAAAGCCCCCUGCACCUCCCAGCACACCUUCCAGUAGCACUAAUGGCCCUCCACCCCCACCCCCACCUCCUCCUCCCCCACCCACCUCUUCACUCCAGUAUGAUUUAGCCGCUGCCAUAAAUAAAGAGUUGGAGCGUCGCCCUGCACAGGACGUGCAGCGGAUUGAAGCAAAACUCGACCAGUUUAAGAAAGACAAACCAAAAAGUGUUCCGGUUGAUCCCAAGAUGGCUCAGUAUGCCAAGUUAAUGGAGGAAAUCAAGAUAAAGCAGAAGAAAAUGCUAACAAAAGACAACACAGGAACGAAAGAAGAAGAGGAGAAAGAGGAGAGAGGGAAGGAGACCACCGUGAAGGAGUCUAGUCCACUGCCUAAAGACCUCUCACCUCCUUCACCUCCCAUUGAAUUCUCCUCCAAGAUAAUCAACAGGAGUCAGCUGAGCCAGAACAAAGACAAGGAGGUGAAGCGUGGCAGUGUUAGUGCCUCACCCCUAACAAAUGACACCACUGUUACUCCUGCAUCAGCUAAGGGCACCACUCCCACUGCCUCUGCCACCAACACUCUAACCAAACCCAAGAUCAGUGUCGGUGGUGUGCCCUCCAAGCUUCCUGUCAGUAGAACCAACAGAGCACCAGGAAACCAAGUCACUUCAACCUUAUCCAAGUCAGCAGUAUUUGAAACACAGCAGUGGAGUGAGCGAGUGAGAGGCAGCAAGGGCCCCUCACCAGCCGUGCCCAGCAAGCCUCGGCCCCACUCCACCUAUGCCAGCAGCACUAGCAUGGAGGAGUUCAGGCCAGAGGAUAAGCAGGCAUCCCAACCCACUGCCAAACCUCCCAGUGCAUUCUUUGAGCCACAGAAAAAGACCUCUGGGAAGCCCCUAGUGUCAAUCAGUGCCUACCCAUCACCCAACCAGCGGCCCACCCCAGUCAGGAUGGAUUUCCUGUCUCAGGCUGCAGCAAAGGUUGAGGUGAAUGGAGUGAGUGCUGCUGAUGGCCCAUCCACUAAGAUUGUUCUGCAGAAUGAGCUCAAGUCAACCCUCACCCGCUCCAACCUGCGGCAGCGCAGCACAACUGAGCAGGUGUUUGAGGGAUCUCUUCCUCCGCAGGCCUCCAGCUCCAGCAGCAAGCCCUCCUUCACCACCACCACCAUUGUCAACACAGCCACACCCCCCAAGGCUUCCCUAUCCAGCAAAUAUAGCCAUAUAGGCCAAAAUAACACUGCAAUAAAAGGUGAGAGCAGCAAAGAAAAUGAGGCUCCAGAGUGCCCUCCUGCAGGCAUCCUCAAGCCCUCAGGCCCUUCCUCCACCAUCAGGCCACUACAGAAGUCCAUAUCAUUUGGUGAUGUAACAACUGUAGGUGAGCCUGAGCCUCGGGCGUAGCAGUGGGGCCAGCCAGGGGAGUGCUGCCUUGAGUCACAAGCUGCUCUAGUGUUGUGGUGACGCCAUGUGUGGAUCAUUGUGUAAUAUAGAACACCUCUGUUACUGUAUGUGUAGUGUUUUCCAGUAUACAACUACUACUACUACUUGUAUCUAAUCUGGUCACUUGUAUUAAAAGUAUAUUAUAUAUAUAUAUAUAUAUAUAUAUAUAUAUAUAUAUAUAUAUAUAUAUAUAUAUAUAUAUAUAUAUAUAUAUAUAUUUUUUUUUUUUUUUUUUUUUUUUUUUUUAUAUUGUAAAUGUAAACAUUCUUUUAAGUUUCUAACAUUUUUCAAACCUCUAGUUGUGUGAAAAUUUAACAUUGUUCUAGAACACUUAUAUCUAGUUUUGUAUACUACAUGAAAUGUUACUGUACAUAGCUAUAUAUAUAUAUAUAUAUAAAUGCAAUAUAGAUAUUUGUGAUUAUAUUUUACAUACCUAUGAAACAUGUAAAUAUUCAGAUUAUUAGUACUAGUUCCAUAGAUCAAUAUUCAAUAAAGUAAGAAAGUAGUUGCAUUUGCCAAGCUACCCAAUAUAUACUAUACUCUGUACACUAAACACUAACACUAAUUAAUAAAUUAUUGUUCAUG